CACCUCUGUUGCUGGUUUGAGCAUGGUUUGACCCAGAUGUGAUUUAUACCUUAACUUCUCAAAAGACCAUUUGUGUUAUAAUCGAGCAUUCGCUUCAAGCUUACCUGAGCUUCGUCCUUCGUUGGGCUCAUAUCUAGCCCUGAGCGGGCCUGAUAAUUCUCUUGUUUCGAUUGUCCCAACCGUAAAAGUCCCAUAUCCCUGGUCGCCCGUUCCCAGCCUGUGCCAUGAUGGAAUCCGAUAUUCGCCAGCGGAAGCAUGUGAACUCGGUAAAUUCUGUGAGCGAUAAGCAUCACGAUCCUACUGAUGCGGCUCCGCGCCUGAAGCAUGGUCUUGCCAUGCAAGUACUUCGCUCUCUUCUGCUCGCUACAUGGUUCAACUGCUGUUGCGUCGCUAUUUUAGCGACGCAAAUUAUCGGCUGCCCUCUCUAUCUGAUCAAUAAGGAUUAUUACUACGCCUACAUGGCAUACACUAAGCAAUCGUUCGGCCUGGUGAUUACGGCUCUUACACAGUGGGGUUGUCCAACGGUUGUGCGCGUCAGCGGAGACAAAAGUGUACGAGGUCAAAUUCAUCUUGCGGCGGACGGACGGUUAAAGACGAGUUUUCCGGAGCGACUGGUAAUGAUCGCUAAUCACCAGGUAUACACCGACUGGAUUUAUUUAUGGUGGGUCGCAUAUACGAACCAGAUGCACGGUCGCAUCUUCAUCAUUCUGAAAGAGUCUCUCAAAUACAUUCCCAUCAUUGGUCAAGGUAUGACCUUUUACGGCUUCAUCUUCAUGGCUCGGAAGUGGCUCUCGGACAAGCCGCGACUUCAACACCGUCUAGAGAAACUGAAGACUCAGCAUUCAGGUUCUCAGUCGGGCUCGCCCCAGUAUGAUCCCAUGUGGCUCUUGAUCUUCCCAGAAGGGACGAAUUUGUCAAUCAACACUAGAAGACGGAGUGCGGAAUACGCAGUGAAACAGAAGCUUUCACCUUUGAGGCAUGAGCUUAUACCCCGCUCCACUGGUCUUUUCUUCUGUCUUCAACAACUACGGGGCACCGUGGAAUGGGUCUAUGACUGCACCGUAGCCUACGAGGGACCUCCAAAAGGUAGCCUACCUGACAAGUACUUCACACUCCGGUCGACAUAUUUACAAGGUCGACCACCGACCUCCGUUAACAUGCAUUGGAGACGCUUUGCGGUUGCAGACAUCCCACUGGAAGAUCAAGACGAAUUUGAUGCCUGGCUCCGAGCUCGCUGGGGCGAGAAGGAUCAGCUUUUGGACGAGUGCUUCGGAACUGGCCGAUUUCCGACCGAACUAGGAGGCUCUAUUAUCGCUGAAUCUGGAAGUCCAGAGCAGACAUCUGCGGCGGCUGUUGGCUAUGCUGAAACACAUGUUCGGCUACGCCAUUGGGCUGAAUUGAGCAGGAUAUUCAUGGUGCUGGUGGGCACUGCUUUGCUGUGCAAGUUGCCCCGGCUAAUUGGUUUGUAUUGAGGCCAUUGCGCAGUACGCCGCAGUAAAUGGAGUUCUUCGGUCGGGUGGAAAUUGGAGCAAUGUCAUGAUUUGAGUAAAUGCACUAAGCGUCACGACUUCUCUCCUGUUCUUAUACUUACUGAAUGACAUGAUGAGCAUCAUUAGUAUUCUUGUGUAUAGCUGUCUGUCUAUAUCGAGCGGGGUUG
Aspergillus saccharolyticus JOP 1030-1 is the source of this 1657-nucleotide messenger RNA. RefSeq names its product lysophospholipid acyltransferase family protein. Bases 228 to 1472 code for a protein of 414 amino acids. Gene Ontology annotation, molecular function: acyltransferase activity. Gene Ontology annotation, cellular component: endomembrane system. The transcript has 3 exons. Lineage: Eukaryota; Fungi; Ascomycota; Eurotiomycetes; Eurotiales; Aspergillaceae. The record is from RefSeq and is a predicted model, not a curated record.